UUGUUUUUGACAUACAUAACUUAUUGGUUUCUGACGCCUCCAGCGGUAAUCACAACAUCCUGCUGCAGAAAUGUAACGAUGGUUAUAAAAACUGCUGUUGCUACUGUUAUAGAUUACAUAUACCGAUCUAUCCGAUAUUCUAUAGAUACUGUUAUCUACAUCUUAAUAAUAGCGGCAACCGUAAUUACCAUGGUGCUAAAUGCAGCUCUUAGUCUUCUCAUUUUAUCGGAAGAAAUAAUCAUAGCUUACCUCAUUUUGCCUUGGACACCAACCAGUAGAAUAGGCGAUAUCUUCUAUUUCUUGAAGCGAUGGGGAUUUCCAGGAAGCAUAACUUUGACUUUGUACAUUGUCUUUGUAUUGGUAUUCGUGACAGUCAACAUCAUAGGGUUAGAAUUGCAUUACUUACAAGUGAACGAGAAUCUUCAGCUUAGUUUCGAAGAGUUUAAAAACAGCUUAAUUUCUUCUCUGAAGCUCUUUGUAGUAAUUCACAGGUUUUUGCAUGUUCUCUCCAAUGAAGCCGCGCUCCGAAGAACUUGCAGUCUUCUGAGAAAGCGUCUCAAAUUUGAGCAAAACGAAGAGCUAGACGAAAAGCAACUGGCGGAAGGCUUGGAUGAUGAUUUAGAAGUGGAGAGUUUGAAAUACGAAUUGGAAAAAGCGAAGUCAGAACUGGAAGCAAUGAGAUUAUCUUACAGCAGACUACAGGAAAGAUUAGAGAAGAAGGUAGAUUAAAUGAAGAAAUCACACUUUUUUUAAGGAAAUUCCUGUAAGGUAUUUAUUUGUGUUUAUAAACCGUGUGCUUGCAUGUGAAAUCUCGGGCAGAUGGAAGUAUUUGUAAAUACUUUAAAUAAAUUUCACCUACUCAUGCAA
Molecule: messenger RNA, 867 nt
Organism: Stegodyphus dumicola
Lineage: Eukaryota; Metazoa; Arthropoda; Arachnida; Araneae; Eresidae
Product: sphingomyelin phosphodiesterase-like
Biological process (GO): sphingomyelin catabolic process; ceramide biosynthetic process
Cellular component (GO): lysosome
Molecular function (GO): acid sphingomyelin phosphodiesterase activity
Source: RefSeq, a predicted model, not a curated record